Messenger RNA from Nothoprocta perdicaria, 1312 nucleotides. RefSeq lists its product as uncharacterized. The record is from RefSeq and is a predicted model, not a curated record. Lineage: Eukaryota; Metazoa; Chordata; Aves; Tinamiformes; Tinamidae. Gene Ontology annotation, molecular function: RNA-DNA hybrid ribonuclease activity; nucleic acid binding. The transcript has 2 exons. The coding region runs from base 100 to 597 and encodes 165 amino acids.
UUCUCCAAACAGCUGGACAAUGUGAGUAGAGGAUGGCCAGGAUGUCUGYGGGCAGUAGCCGCAACUGUCCUUUUGAUUCAAGAAGCUAGAAAGCUGACCAUGGGACAGAAGAUCACAGUCUAUGUGCCGCAUAUGGUAAUAUCUGCUCUGGAACAGAAAGGAGGGCAUUGGUUGUCKCCCAGCCGUAUGCUGAAAUAUCAGGUUGUCCUAUUAGACCAAGACGAUGUGGAGCUUAAAACUACCACAGCAAUUAACCCUGCAAUGGUUUUGAACUCUGAAUUAAGAGACUCUGAACCUCUAUGUCAUGAUUGCCUGCAGACCAUUGAACAUGCAUAUUCAAGCAGACAAGGUCUAAGGGAUGAGCCAUUAACUAAUCCUGAUUUGGAGUUGUUUACAGAUGGCAGCAGUUUUGUACAAGAUGGAAGACGGAUUGCUGGAUACGCAGCAGUUACCACUACCCAAGUGUUAAAGGCAGAGUCCCUUCCUGCCAACAUAUCACCACAAAAGGCAGAGUUGGUGACGCUGAGCCAGGCUCUCAGAAUAGCCGAAGACCAAAAGGAAAGACUUUGGCGACUCUUCGACGGCACGUUGUCCUGACAGGACCUCUCGCUYUCGAUACUCCGSUGCAUCCUUAUCAACCAGGAGAUUCUGUCUUCAUGAAAGCCUGGAGCUCAGAACCACUGAAGGAGAAGUGGAAAGGACCUUACCAAGUGCUCUUGACAACCCACACCGCAGUAAAGGUAGAGGGUAUUGAACCGUGGGUCCAUUACACAAGGAUAAAAGCUGCCCCAGGAUACCGGUGCGAACCUACUGAGGACUCCUUGCAUGCGAUAAUGCAAAAAGUUGAAAACUGAAAAUCUAGGAAAGUCAUAAAAUCUUCAGAAAAAGGAACUGCCAUACUGUUAAAUUUAAUAGCAUUAACUGUAUUAUGGGGAAUGAGGGAAGGGCAGAAUUGGGUUGAAGAGAUUGUUAAGUUUAAAUUCAAUCGUACGACAACAACAGAAUGGAGAAGGGUGAGCAGUGGGAAUCAUUCUAGUAUAAUCAUAAUAAGUAAAGACUUUAAGGGAGCAAGAAGUGGGUUUGAGAUACAGUGGUCGGAGGGACCAGAGCUGGAAUACUGUUGCCGCACAGGAGGGGAAAAUCUCUCCUUUAAUUUUGAUGGAAAGAUAGAUAAUAAGUAUCAUUAUUAUUUGAAAAUCCACGUUAAAGGAAUAAGAGAAUUGUGGUGUACAGCCCAACACCAAUCUCUAAAGGAGUGUUGCAUUUCUAUUAAGGUGAGGCAUCCAAGAACUGAAGCUAUUUGCACUAUAUA